Molecule: messenger RNA, 2856 nt
Organism: Periophthalmus magnuspinnatus
Lineage: Eukaryota; Metazoa; Chordata; Actinopteri; Gobiiformes; Gobiidae
Gene: kat2b
Product: K(lysine) acetyltransferase 2B
Exons: 18
Coding region: 123-2525 (800 amino acids)
Biological process (GO): chromatin remodeling; positive regulation of transcription by RNA polymerase II
Cellular component (GO): histone acetyltransferase complex; nucleus
Molecular function (GO): protein binding; histone H3 acetyltransferase activity
Source: RefSeq, a predicted model, not a curated record
ACAACAAGAAACUGAAAAUAAGGAUGAGCAUGAGCGCCAUGUCUGAUCCUCCAAUGUUGGACUAGAGCGGGCUGCAAAUCGGAUCUACCCGGGCCGGCCCCUCAGUCUGGACUGGGGAAACUAUGGCCGACGGUGCUGGCUUUCAGCAGGGCUCUCCGGCCAUAGGGGCCGCGGGCUCAGCACCGGCUGCUCCGGGGGCCGGGGGAACAGGGAGCACCGAGGGCCCCGGCGCCGCUGGAGGAUCCGCUCGUAUCGCUGUUAAGAAGGCGCAGCUCCGCUCAUCGCCGCGGCCCAAGAAACUGGAAAAACUCGGAGUUUAUUCAUCGUGCAAAGCUGAAGGAGCCUGUAAGUGUAAUGGUUGGAAAAGUCAGAAUCCUCCCCCCACUCCCCCUCGCACUGAUCAGCAGUCCAGCACUGUCAACCUCCAGGAGCCCUGCCGGAGCUGCUCGCACACCCUGGGUGACCACGUCACUCAUCUAGAAAACGUUUCUGAGGAGGAGAUGAACAGAUUGUUGGGUAUUGUUAUGGAUGUGGAAUAUCUUUACACAUGUGUUCACAAAGAAGAGGAUGCUGACACUAAGCAGGUCUACUUUUCCCUUUUCAAAUUGCUUAGAAAAUCCAUCCUGUUGAUGGGAAAGCCUAUGUUAGAAGCACAGGAGAGUCCUCCAUUUGAAAGGCCAAGUAUAGAGCAGGGAGUAAACAAUUUUGUCCAAUACAAAUUCAGCCAUCUUCCUUCUAAGGAGCAUCAGACUAUCAUGGAGCUGGCCAAGAUGUUCCUGAAUCAAAUCAACUACUGGCAGCUGGAAACCCCGUCCCAGAGACGACAGAGGGUUCCCAACGAUGACGCAGCGGGAUACAAGGCAAACUACACCAGAUGGCUAUGCUACUGCAACGUGCCUCAGUUCUGUGACAGUCUGCCCCGGUACGAGACGACGCAGAUCUUCGGCCGGACACUACUGCGCUCGGUGUUCACUGUGAUGAGGAAGCAGCUACUGGAGCAGGCGCGGCAGGAGAAAGACAAGCUGCCACCAGAAAAACGCACACUUAUUCUCACACACUUCCCCAAGUUUUUGUCAAUGCUGGAGGAGGAGGUGUACAGUCACAACUCUCCAAUCUGGAGCCAAGACUUCCUGGCAGGAGCUUCAGGAGGGCAGAUACCAGUCCACACAGUGAUUAGUGCUCCUCCAGUCACCAGACCAUUGUACUACAGCACCAGCCCCGUCUCAGUAGAUCUGUCCACCGGGGGCAGUGUGAGUCCUGCUAGAAAACCAGCAUCUGCUCUGGAGCCAAACCCAGUAUUAUUUUCCACAGUUGGUGUGAAACGCAAAGCUUCAGAGCCACUCAUUCAUGAGGAAAACAAACGACCCAAAGUGAUGGGAGACAUCCCCACGGAGCUAAUCAACGAAGUCAUGGCAACCAUCACUGACUCUGCUGCUGUUCCUGAGACCACUUUACUGUCUGCUCAUUCGGCACGAGAUGAGGCGGCCCGUCUGGAGGAGCGGCGGGGAGUGAUUGAGUUCCACGUCAUUGGGAACUCACUGAACCAAAAACCCAACAAGAGGAUCCUGAUGUGGCUGGUGGGUCUGCAGAACGUGUUCUCCCACCAGCUGCCUCGAAUGCCCAAGGAGUACAUCACUCGGCUCGUCUUUGACCCAAAGCACAAGACGCUGUCCUUAAUUAAAGAUGGCCGGGUCAUUGGUGGGAUCUGCUUCCGGAUGUUUCCCUCACAAGGUUUUACAGAAAUCGUCUUCUGUGCCGUCACAUCCAAUGAACAAGUCAAAGGAUAUGGGACCCAUUUGAUGAACCAUUUAAAAGAAUACCACAUCAAACACGAAAUCCUCAACUUCCUCACCUAUGCUGAUGAAUACGCGAUUGGCUAUUUCAAAAAACAGGGUUUCUCAAAAGACAUAAAAGUCCCUAAGACCAAAUACGUGGGCUAUAUCAAAGACUAUGAGGGCGCCACAUUAAUGGGCUGUGAGCUGAACCCCAGCAUCCCUUACACCGAGUUCUCUGUCAUAAUCAAAAAGCAAAAAGAGAUAAUCAAGAAGCUGAUUGAAAGGAAACAGGCCCAGAUCAGAAAAGUUUACCCAGGACUUUCCUGUUUUAAGGAAGGAGUACGACAGAUUCCCAUUGAAAGCAUUCCUGGCAUACGUGACACUGGAUGGAAGCCACUUGGAAAAGGGAAGGAACUGAAGGACCCGGAUCAACUGUACAGCACACUAAAGACCAUCCUCCAGCAUGUAAAGAGUCACCAAAAUGCCUGGCCUUUUAUGGAGCCUGUGAAGAAAACGGAAGCGCCGGGGUACUACCAAGUCAUACGCUUUCCCAUGGAUCUCAAAACGAUGAGCGAGCGCCUUAAAAGCAGAUACUACACUACACGCAAGUUGUUCAUGGCAGACAUGCAGCGGAUCUUCACCAACUGUCGAGAGUACAACCCCCCAGAGAGCGAGUACUACAAGUGUGCCAACUUACUGGAGAAAUUCUUCUACACUAAGAUCAAAGAGGCAGGACUCAUUGAGAAGUAGCAUGUUUUACAAUGGGACAUAAGCUUGAAAAAGUCUUAGGAGGUUGAAGGAGUUGAAUAACUGUUUAAACUGGCCACAAGAUAAGGCCUCCCAGAUGACCAGCAGACUGUAGAUGUCAAUGAAGAUGUUUCUAGUUUCAUAUCAAACUCAUUUUUACAGUAUUGGAAACACUGGUAAUAAUCAUUUGCUCAAGUAGUUCAGCCUCCAGCCCUUUAUAGAAGUCUCAGUUGACUCAGGAUACAUGUCAUGCCCAUCUAGAACUGUCUCUGUGUUCAAACACACCUGGCCUGGCUGGGACGUCCUGUUUAUGUAUGUACAAGUGGCAAAAAGA